CCGUCGUCUCGCAAUCUUCGAACUUGGAAUAGAGCAUACUGAGUGCUGAGCUGAGGCCCCCGCAAUCAACAUUCGGUAAUUCGAAAGAAGCUAGCACUUGGACCUCUCUAUCACACUUCACCUAGCAGGGUACCCAAAUAUCUCAAGUUCACAAUGACAGAUACGAUUCGCCCUGAUAGUAUCGCGGAUUUCAAUGCAGUUGGCCGCACGACAGGAACAAAAGCGGACCUGGCGGGCAUGGAAUUCUUGAUCCACUGCCCCCCCGACCUCCCUCCAAGAAGCCGGAUCGUUUCGCUUUGUGGAAUUACGGACUGGGGCGAUGGUGCCAGCCCCCAAAAAGAUGGGUGGUUCAUAUCGGACUUUUACCUCUUUCACCAUCUCCUACGCCCUCGUGGUAAAUUCGUCUCUUUCCUUGGUGAUUGCUCUCUUUUACAUAUGAAACUUAGCUGACUAAAAGCUCCCCAGAUCCUCUAUCAACUAACCAGAUCUGGUUGACCUCAGAGAGCCCCGACGAUUUGGUCCGAAAAUAUACAGAAUAUGCACACGGGGAUCCCCACGGGGAGAGACGAGUCGUCUUAGAGAC
Messenger RNA from Aspergillus alliaceus, 583 nucleotides. RefSeq lists its product as uncharacterized. NCBI's taxonomy places the organism in Eukaryota, Fungi, Ascomycota, Eurotiomycetes, Eurotiales, Aspergillaceae. The transcript has a single exon. The record is from RefSeq and is a predicted model, not a curated record. The coding region runs from base 154 to 450 and encodes 98 amino acids.